Molecule: messenger RNA, 1123 nt
Organism: Erinaceus europaeus (western European hedgehog)
Lineage: Eukaryota; Metazoa; Chordata; Mammalia; Eulipotyphla; Erinaceidae
Product: small cysteine and glycine repeat-containing protein 8-like
Exons: 3
Coding region: 60-431 (123 amino acids)
Source: RefSeq, a predicted model, not a curated record
CCUGUCCUCACCUCCUGAAUCUCCCUCCUCACCUCUCCUGAAUCCUCUCUACUGACACCAUGGGGUGUUGUGGCUGUGGUGGCUGUGGUGGCUGUGGCGGCUGUGGUGGCUGUGGUGGCUGUGGUGGCUGUGGUAGCUGUGGUGGCUGUGGUGGUGGCUGUGGUGGCUGUGGCGGCUGUGGCAGCUGUGGUGGCUGCAGCAGCUGCACCAGCUGCAGGUGCUACCGGGUAGGCUGCUGCUCUGGAUGCUGCCCCUGUUGCCGAGGCUGCUGUGGGGGCUGCUGCAGUACCCCCAUGGUCUGCUGCCGCCGCCGCACCUGCUGCUGCAGACCCUCUUGCUGCAGCUGUGGCUGUGGCUGUGGGAAGGGCUGCUGCCAGCAGAAGGGCUGCUGCCAGCAGAAGUGCUGCUGCCAGAAGCAGUGCUGCUGCUAGGUGCCUGGUGCUAGGUGUUGGGCUCUAGGUGCUGCUUGCUUUCAUAGUUCAGGCUCCUUCAACCAUCUGUCUGCUCCCCUCUCUUCCACUCUCCCACCUGAAUUUCCUGGAAAUGGUCUCUCUGGUUGAGUCUGGGAGCCUGUACCCAUCUUGAGAGUGAUGGCAGGAGCCCAAGGUCCCCAGUGCAGUGCAGAAUGGGGAGACCAUCUUCCUCAUUCACCUCUGGCUUGGUGGCUCCCUGGCAGAUGGUGACAGUUCAUACCCUGGGGGAAGCUGGCCUCCCUGCCUGGGUGCAGUGUGAGGGGCCAGCUCCCUCAGUCUGUCCCUGCCUUCAGUCCCCUGCCCUGCUGCCCUGCUGUGUGACAUUUGUCUCUUGGUCUCUGUGUCGACCUUGUUUUUAUGCUCGUUUCUGUAAGCUUUGAUGAGACCCCGGAGAGUGUCCAAAGCAACAGGAAUACUUAGAGCAAAGGUGUGAGCACCUCCGAGCACCUGAACAAGAGUCCACAGCUGUGGUCUCUGACCAGCUGCUUGAGACCCUGGAUAUUUUAUUCUGCAGCACGUGUUCCCUGCCUCUGUCUACUGAUGCCUGCCUUUCCAGUCUCUGUCCAGCGGAUUCCUGACAGCUCCAUUGCUGGUUUGUAUUUCUAAUUUCUCAUCAAUAUCUAAUAAACUAUUCUACACUUUAAAAAAAA